GACGAGACGGGCGAUUCGCUCGACUAGAUGGUCGAGGGCUUCCCUCCAGCGAUGGCAACAGGCACACAGCGUGACUGACAACAGUAGCAGCAGAAGACGACUGAGUGUCCUAUCAUCUUCUUUCCUAGACCCGGGUGAGAUGGCGCUCAACCCACCACCUUACGCUGCGACAACGUCUUCGAGCUCUCUACGCCUUGCUGUAUCUCAGGAUGUCAACUUGCCUGGCCUCGUCUUCUCGAGCGCCUCUGCCUACGCUCAGACUCAGCGACCGAAGAUGUAUGCUCGUAUACCCAAGAAGCGCGAUGGGUGGAAGGCCGACAUUGUUGAAGUGACGGAGAAGCAACAGACUUCACCCUGCUAUGAAGUGAGAAGAGAACCGUUGUCUCGACGAAUCGAUUUCCGAGAUCACGAGGGCGUGCAUAAUGUCAUGAUCAGCCAUGGCCUCGCAGGGUCUCGCGUCAUGGCGCUGGAGGCUAGAGACGGGCAGAAGCUGGCUUGGCAGGUCGGCGCGUGGUCUUCUUGCGGCAAUCUGGAUCUUGUUUCGCAGCCGAGCAGCUAUGUGCUAGCUCGUUAUAGAGGCAAUGUUGCACAAGGCGUCCUCGAAAUUUCGCCUGUGCCUGUGUCUGACAGCCCUCCAGGGCAGACGCAACGAAUCAACAUCGGCAAAGAGGACAAAGUGGACGUAGAAGAUGAGGAAGAGGACAAAGCGCGGCUGGGAAAAGCAGCAAAGCGGGUGGACGUGGCAAUAGGCAUUGCUGCCCUCGUUGGCGGUUCGUUUGCGACUCCUCAUGGCGUCGCAGGCCUCAAUGCUCGCUGUGGACUCUCGGACGAAUUUGUCAAUCUUGGCAGAACAUUGCUCACGACAACCGUCACUGCUCAAGAUCACAACCAGGACGAAAGCUUGCGCCGAAAAGCUGAGGGUCUGGCCGCGCGCAACCGAGCCGACUGGACCAAGAUCGAUGACCCGAGACCUAGGCCAGUCCCCCUAGACUUGGUCGUCGCUAGCCUGGUCGCAGUGCUUUGCAAUUGAUCUCUUAUAAAGCGACGAUCCCUUUGUCAAAUAGUACCACUGUCGCAGCGCUUUGUCUCGCCUUGCUCUUCUCCGUCACAGACGGUUUGACGUUCCUGUCCAUGUCAAAGGCCUCACAUGGGCACGUGGGCGGCGCAGAAACAAAAUUCAAGAAUCAGCCCCUGUUUUUGUAUCAGCUACAACCC
Acaromyces ingoldii is the source of this 1215-nucleotide messenger RNA. RefSeq lists its product as hypothetical. The record is from RefSeq and is a predicted model, not a curated record. The transcript is spliced from 3 exons. The coding region runs from base 140 to 1030 and encodes 296 amino acids. NCBI's taxonomy places the organism in Eukaryota, Fungi, Basidiomycota, Exobasidiomycetes, Exobasidiales, Cryptobasidiaceae.